Molecule: messenger RNA, 3183 nt
Organism: Iphiclides podalirius (scarce swallowtail)
Lineage: Eukaryota; Metazoa; Arthropoda; Insecta; Lepidoptera; Papilionidae
Source: the annotation of a GenBank genome assembly
AUGAGUCUGGGAGCGCGCGCCACCAAAGGUGGUGCGAAGGCGGGCGGCAAGGAUGGCAAGCACGCACAGGAUAAGGGCAAGCCGACAGAGAAGCCGCAGCCGAAGGAGAAGGUCAAGCUACAAGCCACGACAGAACAACUCCGAAUGGCAAACAUGAUUGACCGCAAAAGCGAGGACGCCACCGAUGUCCGGAGAAUGGUGACAGAGCUGAUGGAGAUGACUUGCUGCACAGAGGAGGAGGUGUGCUCGGCGCUUCACGAUUCCGACAACGACAUGGUGGCGGCCUGCAACCUCCUGCUAGAAGAGAGCCAGCGGAUACAGGGCGAGUGGCAAACGAACGAGAAGAAGAAGAAGAAGCCGCCCGCCGCCGCCGGCAACGGCGAGCUGGAGCCGCCUCGAGACGCCCGAGAGCGGGACGCGCGCAGCCGCUCCGGACCGCGGACCAGGCGCGGCGAGGGCGAGGGCGGUCGCGGCAGGGGCGGCGCGGGGCGCGGCAGGGGCGCGGCGCGUGGCGGCAGGGGGGCGGCCAGGGGCGGACGGAGGGGCGGUGCGCGAACCCGCCCCCCGCGCGACUCUCACUGGUCCGCCGACGCCGGCGAGCACGGUGGCAACAUGUGCGAUUCAUUCCCCACCACAGAAGACUGGGACAACGAGGAGUGGUCUGGCUCUCUAUCGGAUACCAAAGUGUUCACUCCGAGUGUGAAUGCACAGACCGCCGCAGCAGAUCUCGACAAUGCUCCUUCGCAGGAUGCAACGGAGGAUUGGGAUAGUCCCGCGGAGACGAACGGUCCGACGGACGGCCACAUCACCACUUACACAUACCACAACACCAAUCAGACCCAUCACCACCACACCAUGCUUGAGCAACAGAUGGGUGGAGCGGCCAAGGUGGAGCCGCCGCCCGCAGAAGCACACAUCGCUCACCACCACCAGCCGAUGGGUAUGUCCGGCAGCUUAAGCGCAGCACAGUCUCAGUAUCUUUCGCAGCUGACUCAGCAAUCUCAACGCCACGAUGCUAACGUGUACACGAGCAACUACGGCGUCUACGGUUCUGCGGACAUCAGUGGCCAGAGGAAGACCCAGAGGGCAAGGGUCCCACCGCCGUCCAAGAUCCCUUCGUCGGCGGUGGAGAUGCCCGGCGGCGGCGAAUCCAGCGGCGCCAUGUUCCUGGACGUGCAGUUCGGAGCCCUGGAGCCGGACGCCCUGCACGAGCCGGCGCCGCCCCAGCCCCAGCCCCAGCUCCAGCCGCAGCCGCAGCACCAGCCCCAGCACCAGCCCCAGCACCAACCGCAGCACCAGCCCCAGCAUCAGCCGCAGCACCAACCUCAGCACCAGCCGCAGCUCCAACCGCAGCACCAGCCCCAACACCAGCCGCAGCACCAGCCCCAGCACCAGCCCCAACACCAGCCGCAGCACCAGCCGCAGCACCAGCCGCAGCACCAGCCGCAGCACCAGCCGCAACACCAGCACCAACCCCAGCACCAGCAUCAGGCACAGCAACAGCACCAGGUGCAGACGCAACACGCGCCCACAGCCCACACCCAACCUCCCAAGGUGCCUUCAGCCACGGAAACCUCCACCGGGGCCGCUGUCCACGAAGUGGCCUCGGAGGCUCCCGGCACCAACUACCCCACUUCCAAUGCCAUGUUGAACGAAAGUUUAUCAGUGGUUGAUACGACACCAGCCAGCCAGCCAGUUGCGUCCGAACCGUCUGUCACGAACGCGACGUCGUUAGAGAAGCAGCUGUCGGCGUCGAUGAAGCAGCUGUCCGUGUCGGCGGUGUCCGGUGUGUCGGCGGUGUCCGCAGUGUCGGGAGCGGUGUCGGCGGUGUCGGGCGCGGUGUCGGCGGCGGCGGCGGCGGCGGCGGAGGCGAACGCGCCCGUCAGCGCUGCACCGGCUCCGGCACUACACGCCCCGCCCCAUUACGCACACCACAGGCCAAAGACAGUGGGACAGCAGAAUGUCUACCCACACCAUGCUGUAUCACAUCAUCCGCCUGUGUACGGUGCCAAUGUGUAUGCACCACAGGUGAACUCAACAAAUGCUUCACUGACAGGGGCCUCUGGCAUGACUGCUACGGCCUACCCCUCCAGUGUAACUCUCACACAGUACCAGCCAAUGAUCAAUUCAUAUCAGACUUCUGCAUCGGCUGGCGCGUACGGUGGCAGUGCGUUGUAUACAGCGGCGCCAUACACCGCAUACCAGCCCUCGCCACAGCCUAAACCCCAGCCGAAGGAACCCCAUCAGUAUGACAAUUCCGUUGCAUCAAGCAACAGCCUCACUAGCACGUCCACGACGCAGACCUCAACGGCCAAAGUUACGACCACGACAGUGAGCGGGACGAGUGCGACCGCUACGAACGCGGCGGGCAUGGGCGCUACGACGGGCGGUGCUACGGCGGCGAGCGCUGCUGCCGGCGGCGCUACGGCGGGCUACGCGGGCGGCGCGCUUUACGGCGCGGCAGGCGCGCCGGCCGCCUACACCUACGACGAGCAGCUGAUGCGAGGCGCUCUGCCACACCAUAUGGGCGGGUACUACGAGGCGGGCUACGUGGCGCGGGAGGGCACCUUCGGCCUGGGCGCCGGCGACCGCUUCGGCCGCACAGACGCCGCCUCGCCGCAGCAGGUGCCGACCGCCGCUCUACCUCCAGGAUACGCUUACUUCUAUCAGCCACCUCCCACGACGUACCAGUAUGGAGUUUACCCCACGUACGGCGGCAGUUCGAGCGUGGGCGGCGUAGGCGGCGUGGCCGGCGUGGGCGUCUCUGGCGGCGCGAAGGUCUCCGCCUACUCCCAGCAGCAGCAGCCACCUUAUGAUGCGCAGGACUCGUACAAACCUGGCGGCGCCUAUUCCGGCAGCGGUGGUAAAGCGGCGGCUGGCGGGGCGGAUCUAGCCAACGUCAUGUACAACAAGGCGCAUGUUGCGCUAAACAAGAGCUACGAGAAGGCGACGGCGUUCCACAGCGGGACCCCGCCGCCCUUCGGCGCUGGCUCGCACCUCUACAUCCCGGCGCCGCCCCACCACCACCCCCACCACCACGCGCCCCAGCAGCACCAGAUGGAUGUUCGGGUGAACAGUAGUCAUAAUAGGCGGCAGGAGAGCGGCGCCGGUGGCGGUCGCAGCUCGUCCUCGAAACCGACCGCCAGCAAGCCCACCUACUCGCAGUCCUAUUGGGCGCCCAAU